Messenger RNA from Penicillium expansum, 1275 nucleotides. Its product is annotated as Carboxylesterase, type B. The coding region runs from base 1 to 1275 and encodes 424 amino acids. The transcript has 4 exons. Lineage: Eukaryota; Fungi; Ascomycota; Eurotiomycetes; Eurotiales; Aspergillaceae. The record is from RefSeq and is a predicted model, not a curated record.
AUGUACUCGGUGUCGAAGCUCGUCGACUAUCCCGACAAAACUCCUCAAUUUGACAGUAUUUUCAAGGCCUUCGCAGCUAUUAAUAACAACACUCAAAGUGAAGAUUGCUUGACUCUGAAUGUUUGGUCAAAGCCGGACCUAAAUCAACUCAAGCCUGUUUAUGUCCAUUUCUAUGGUGGUAGAUGGACAAGUGGUACAACCGAUACUCCUUUUUAUUAUGGAGGCAGAUUUGCUGAUGCAGAGGAUGUAAUCGUUGUGACGGUAAACUCACGCAUGAACAUCUUCGGGUUUCCUGGUCUGCCUGGACACCCCCCUAACCUUGGUCUACUAGACCAACGCUCAGCUGUUGAAUGGGUGAAGCAAAAUAUCCAUGGAUUUGGGGGCGACCCAGACCGAAUUACUAUAUCUGGCCAGUCCUGCGGAAGUGCUUCUGUUGAUUAUUGGGCAUACGCCUACCAGUCCGAGCCCCUAGUUUCCGGGUUGAUCUCGCAUUCUGGCACAGCCCUCAGCUUCCCAACAAACAAUAGGACAACCGCAGAAAAGCAUUGGUAUAAUGUCUCUGCCCAGUUAGGCUGUGGGUCUUCAGGAGAUGUUCUACCGUGCAUGAGAAAGCAGAAUGCGAGUGCCAUUCUCGCCGCUGCUAGUGCAGUGAAGGUACCGACGACAAACCCUGCAAGGAAAUCCCCCGCUUUCCAGCCCACUGUGGACGGCGUAACUGUUUUUGAGAAUUACACUCUUCUCUCGCAGCAAGGAAAAUUUGCCCGCAUCCCCUACUUGGUCGGGCACAACGCCAAUGAAGCGGGAUUCUACAAGAUUGCGAGCUAUGCCCAGGGAUCUACGUUGACAGACAAGCAGUGGGACGACUUUAAUAUGCAAACGUUUUUCUGUCCAUCCAGUCUCGAAGCAGCACACCGAAGCCGCCGACAUACACCAGUUUGGCGAUUUCAAUAUAACGCGGAUUGGGAUAAUACCCGCCUUUACCCCAGUAGCGGAGCAUACCACGGGGUCGAGUUCAAUAUGAUCUUUGGAGAAUCUGCUGAGAUUACUGGGAUUGCUGAGUCUGAGGCGCAGCGCCAGCUGCAGGAUCAGAUGCGUUCGGCUUGGGGCUCAUUCAUUACUGAUCCUCAACACGGACUAAAAGCCCUGGGAUGGCCAAGUUAUAAUCCAGAAGCUUCAACCCUUGCUGAAAUCGGUCUCGAUAAUCAUCCCAGCGUGUCUUUUGUAGGCACGAAAGAUUCUGCUCAACGGUGUGCAGAUUUGCUGGCGCAAAUAUGA